Molecule: messenger RNA, 768 nt
Organism: Aspergillus calidoustus
Lineage: Eukaryota; Fungi; Ascomycota; Eurotiomycetes; Eurotiales; Aspergillaceae
Source: the annotation of a GenBank genome assembly
AUGGCAGCGCCCGUCCUCCUCCCAAAUCUCGCUGCACGUUUCCAGGCACUAAUCGACUCUCUGCAAUCCAACCCAAAUAUCACCGUGAGCACAGCCGAGAUCGGCCCUCCAGCAACCCAGGCCCAAAUUCGCAGCGCUCGCAGAGCCGCACAUGGUCACCUCCCUUCUGGCCUCGAGGAAUUUUACUCCCAGGUCGGCUACUUUAAGCUGGAAUGGACCUAUACAGGACCGAAACUUCUUCCAGAGAAUCUGUCGGAAUUGCCGUCUUGGGAGCAGCAGUAUUAUGAUUACUCUGUGCCGCAGGGCCAUGUGAAUAUUAUCCCGAUUACGCAGAUUUUCGGCUCAUGGGAGGACGAUCUUUACUUUCCAGAAGACGGCGAGGGCGAGGACGAGUGCGAUCCGAAUGACCCGCCCUACGAAGAAGAUGACAAGAUGGAGGAAGAAGAGGACUGGCGCUUUCGCUUCGCACACCUCAAGCCAUUUGACCGGUUCGUCCCAGAGGCAUACACCGUCCUCGUCGGCCCGAAGAAGAAAGAUCGACCGCAAAAGUUCUCCAAUUACAUUGCGUAUCACUAUUGUGGAGAGGAACUAGUCGAGACGCGCUACACUUUUGCCGACUACGUCGAGCGCCUGCUCAUUUCUCGCGGGUACUGGUACUGGGUCAGAUCGCUCUGUCGGCUCGAUCGAGGGAGCUUGGAAGUCAAUGCGCUGAAGAGUAUCGCGCCGCAGAUAUUCCCGGAUAUGGAUUUGGGCUUGUUCGUGCCGUAA